GAGGGUCAGCUGGACAGGCUGAAUUGGGAAAGGGGGAAAGGCAGAGAGUGGGCUGAGAGACAAGAAGAGAACGGCCGCUGUGUUUUGGAUCCCCCCCACUUGCCUCCUAAUAUCCUUUCAGCCCAAGAAGAGCCCAAAGCCUUGGUUGCUACACCUUCUUCCGCUGGAGUAACCUUGCAACACCAAGGUGACCCUUUGCCCCAAUGGCACCCAAAAAGAAAGCCCCCAAAAAGAUCAAACCUGUGAAGAACGAAGUUCCUCUUAACACCUCAAUGGUAGAGGACUCUUCGCUUGAAAUUGACCAUCACCAGCAGCUGGAUGAAUUCUUUGAAAAUGGUUCUGACGGAUUCCUCUGCACUGCCACAGAGGUUUUAGAUCCAAGGCAUGGAACCAACAUCCUGGCAGAGAUGCACCAGAUGCAAAAAGAGCAUUUCCUUUGUGACCUAACCAUUGCCACUAAAACAAAGACCUUCAGCGUCCAUAAGCUGGUGAUGUCUUCCUGCAGUGAUUACUUCAGAAGCCUGCUGAAGAAAAACCCCAGCCUUCAACAAGUGGACCUCACGGAUGUCUCCCCUUUGGGUUUGGCCACCAUCAUCACCUAUGCAUACACAGGGAAAGUGAGUCUUUCUCUAUACACCAUUGGAAGUACCAUUUCCACAGCCAGCUACCUACAAAUGUAUGCUCUGCUGAACAUAUGUACUGACUUUCUCAUCCAGGAGAUGAAUGUGGAAAACUGGAUGUACAUAGCCAACCUGGCCGAGACCUACAAUCUCAACCAGACAAAGGAUGCUGCCAAAAGAUUCAUCCGGGAACGUUUCCUAGAGUUCUCCGAGACGGAACAGUUCAUGAAGCUCACUUUUGACCAGCUCAAUGAAUUGCUGAUGGAUGAUGACCUUCAGUUCCCCAGUGAGGUGGUGGUCUUCCAGAUUGCCAUGAAAUGGCUUGAGUCUGACCCCAAGCGAGUCAAACACGCUGCUGACCUCCUGAACAACGUUCGGUUUGGCACCAUCCCAGCUCAUGACUUGAUCAACUACGUCCAGCCGGUUCCGUGUAUGAUGCAAAACCCAGAAUGCCACAGGCUACUGGUCGACGCUAUGAAUUAUCACUUGCUGCCUUACCAACAAAACGACCUCCAGUCCAGAAGGACCAAGAUUCGAGGAAGCCAAAAGGUCUUGCUGGUGGUUGGCGGGCGUCCAUGUACGACGGAGAAAGCUCUUAGCAAAGAUGUCAGUUACCGAGAUCAAGACGGAAACUGGAAUAAGCUGACAGAGAUGCCAACCAAAUGUUUUAAUCAAUGUGUUGUGGUCAUGGAUGGAUUCCUUUACGUGGCAGGAGGAGAGGAUCAAAACGAUGCCCGGAAUCAGGCAAAGCAUGCCAUUAACAAUCUCUGCAGGUACGACCCACGUUUUGGCACUUGGCUGCACUUGGCCAGCAUGUCCUACCAAAGAACUCACUUCAGCCUCAACGCGUUCAACGGGUACCUCUACGCCAUCGGGGGACGCAACGUCAAGGGGACCCUAGUCUCCAUCGAAUGCUACGUCCCGUCCACCAACACCUGGCUAGCCAAAACCAACAUGGAGCUGCCACGGUGCUGCCACGCCAGCAUGGUCCUUGAGAGCAAGAUCCUGGUGACGGGCGGCUAUGUAAACAAUGCCUAUUCUCGUACCGUUUGCAGCUAUGACCCGGCCACGGAUUCCUGGAGAGAUUGUACUUGGCUGAGCACUCCAAGGGGGUGGCAUAGUGCUGCCACAUUAGGGGGCCAUGCCUAUGUCCUGGGGGGCAGCCAGCUAGGGCCCCGAGGGGAAAGGGUGGAUGUGGUCCCUGUGGAGUGCUACAACCCUUCUACAAACCAGUGGAGCCAUGUGGCUCCGCUUCCCCUCGGCUUGAGUAUGGCUGGGGUGGCCACCCUCAACGGGCAAAUCCUGCUCGUGGGUGGCUGGAAUGAAAGCACCAAGAAAUACCAGAAGGGCAUCCAAGCCUAUAACCCUGACCUGAAUGAAUGGAUUGAGGAUGGAGAACUUUCGGAAGGCACCGUUGGGGUGUCCUGCUGCACCGUCGCCCUUCCGCACUCCAGCACCAGAGGCUCCAGGGCCAGCUCCGUUGGGUCAGCGGCCGUCAGCAUCUAAGGUUGCGGGAAAGCUUUCAUUACAUGCCAUGUUUAGGUGGUUCGCAAGAAUAUGGUGAGGCACAUUUUGAAAGAAAUCUCAUUUAUCUUGGUUUCUAGAGCUUCUGGGAGACAAAGCAUUCUAGCUGUGUAUCACUAGCCAUCUUCUACUGCAUCCUUACCUCAUAGAAAACAUUCACAGGCUUUCAUGCAGCUCCUUUUUCUUCUUAGAAAUGAGGAGUUGAACAUACUUCUAAUAUAUAUCCAGAGGUAGCUGCGUGGGCCAUAGAGCUAAGUGCAAUAACAUCCAAAAU
This is a messenger RNA of Sceloporus undulatus (fence lizard), 2418 nucleotides long. Its product is annotated as kelch-like protein 31. The record is from RefSeq and is a predicted model, not a curated record. The coding region runs from base 204 to 2126 and encodes 640 amino acids. Gene Ontology annotation, cellular component: cytoplasm; nucleus. Lineage: Eukaryota; Metazoa; Chordata; Lepidosauria; Squamata; Phrynosomatidae. Gene Ontology annotation, molecular function: protein binding. The transcript has 3 exons.